UAUUAUUUAUUUAUCUGUCAUAAACAUGAGAAAAAUAUAUUACAAGCAGGAGUGUCACACACCCCAUUUCAGAUUUAUGAUUUAUCUAAUUCAUAUUUGACAACCUACGUAUGAAAGUGCUGCUUCCCAAACUUCUGCAUGUAAGAAAAUCACCUGAGGAUCCUGUUAAAAUGCAUAUUCAGACUCUUUCUAACUGGGAUCAAUAUUCUGCCUUUCUUUUUUAUUUUUUCUUUUUUUGAGACAGAGUUUCGCUCUUGUUACCCAGGCUGGAGUGCAAUGGCGCGAUCUCGGCUCACCGCAACCUCCGCCUCCUGGGUUCAGGCAAUUCUCCUGCCUCAGCCUCCCGAGUAGCUGGGAUUACAGGCACACACCACCAUGCCCAGCUAAUUUUUGUAUUUUUAGUAGACACAGGGUUUCACCAUGUUGACCAGGAUGGUCUCGAUCUCUUGACCUCAUGAUCCACCCGCCUCAGCCUCCCAAAGUGCUGGGAUUACAGGCGUGAGCCACCGCGCCUGGCCUAGUAUUCUGCCUUUCUAACAAGUUCCCAGGUGAUGCCACUCCAGCCAAUCCACAGAGCAGCAAGGCACUAAGAAGGGUGCUCCACCACUGCUGUCCUUGACCAGAAACAGGGGCAUCGCUGAGAACUUGUUGGGAAUGAAGAUUCUCAAGCCCCACCUCAAACCUGCUGAAUCAGAAACUCUCGGGGGUGGGGUCCUCCUGUUCCCUUCUAAAAUUUGAGAGCUACUGAAAUAAACCUUUCUUUCUCUUACUCUGAUUACUCACAAAUAAGCUCAUUAAUCCUCAAAUGCUCAAGUAAGUAGGUCCAUGUUGGUUUUUAGGCACUGAAUGACAGAAAUGUGGUAACACGAAAGGUUUUCCCUUUUUCAGCAUCUCUAACUCCCAUCUGUCCCAUCCUAGCACAAAUUGGUCUGGUAAACAAAUCUCCUGGAACUCGAGUUCUCCUUCGGUUGAACGAAUAGGGGGUACGUGAAAGAGUCUUAGGAAGCCGUAGGUGUCCUGCCAUGAUUAUGGCUAUGGCUGCUGUUUGAGAACAAAGACAUGAACGAUAUUCAACUUGAUUUACAUUCUCGGUGCCAUGUAGAAAAUUAAGUACAAGAAAAAUAAAAUAUUUAAAUAACCCAGAAUUCUACUACCUUCAACUACCCUCUCGUGCCUUUUUUUUUUUUUUUUUUUUUUUUUUUUUUUUGAGGCAGGGUCUUGCUCUGUUGCCCAGGCUGCUGCACAGUGGCAUAUCAGGGCUCAACCACAGCCUGUACCUCCCAGGCUCAAGCGAUCCUCCCUCCUCAGCCUCCAAGUAGUUGGGACUACAGGUGUUUGCCAUCACACCAAGCUAAUCUUUUUUAAAAAUUUGCAGUAGAGGCAAGGCCUCAUUACAUUGCCCAGGCUGGUCUCAAACUUUUGAGCUGAAGUGAUCCUCCUGUCUUGUCCUCCCAAAGUGCUGGGAUUACAGUCUUGAGCCACCACGCUCAGCCCUUGUGAAUUCCGAUGCACACCUUUACCAUCUUUGCUUUGUGAAAACAAACAUGCACCCACUGGUUUUAAAAUUUCCAAAACUAGGAUCAUCCUUUCCACAUAAGUGUUUUCAUGCCAUUAAAUGCAUUUCAAAGGCCAUUUUCUCAGCCAGGUGUGGUAGUAUGUGCCUGUAGUCGGAUCUACUUGGGAGGCUGAAGCAGGAGGAUUGCUUGAGCCCAGGAGUCGGAAGCUAUAGUGUGCAAUGAUCAGGCCUGUGAAUAGCUGCUGUACUCCAGUCUGAGCUACAGAGCAAGACCAUUCCAUCAUUAGAAAAAUCAAAACAAACAAAAAUUUAUUUUCUUUCUUUCCUAGCUUUAUUGAUAUAUAAAAAUGUGAAUAUAAUUAAUGUACACAAUUUGGUGAGUUUGGACAUGUGCAUGCAUUUAUGUUACCCACGGUCAAGGUAAUAAAGAUACAUAUCAUCUCCAACAGUUUCCUUGUAUCUCUUUGUGAUUUCUUUUUCUUUUUUCUUUUUGUAGUAAGAACAGUUAACAUGAGAUCUACACUCCUAACAAAUUGUUAAGUACACAGUAUCUUGUUUCUAACUGUAGGUGCUGUGCUAUAACAAUCAGAGUGAAAAGGCAACAUAUGGAGUGGGAGAAAACAUUGCAAACCAUAUAUUUAAUAAGGGAUUAAUUUCUAAAAAAUUUAAGGAACUCACACAACUCAAUAGCAAAAAUAAAUAAAUAAACAUAACCCAGUUCUGAAAAUGGGCAAAGGAACUGAAUAGACACUUCUCCAAAGAAGACAUACAAAUGGCCACCAGGUCUAUGAAAAGAUAUUCGACAUCACUAAUCAUUAGCGAAAUACGAAUCAAAACCAUGAUGAGAAAUCUCAUGCCCAUUAGGAUGACUAUGAUUAAAUACAUUUCCUUUAUAUCAUUACUAAUGGGUGCAAAGUACCCCUCUGUAUAAUCAUCAUAAUGAUUGCUUUCAACCAGUUUUUUUUGUUAUUUCCAGUUUUCUGUUGCAAAAAAUGCUACAGUUAAUAUUCUUACAAAUAAAUUUUGACUUAGUAUUGUUGACAGUGCUUAUAAUUUUUAAUACUAGCUGGCAAAUUUGCCUGUAUAAGAAAUUGUACAUAUUCAUAACAUUAAAUCUACAACAGCAGUCGUGCACCAGAGGUGUGGGAGAUCUUAUUUCAGUCACUUCUAUAAGGCACGGAGCCUGACCAAGCAUGUGAGGUGAAACAGUGCAUACCUGUUGACAGCUAGUCGCUCUCAUCUCAGGUAAUACUGGAACCAAAACCAAUUCCUUCUUUAAGUACAGGGAAGAGAAACAAACUCUCAGAUGUGACUCCAUUAUUUCAUUUUUAAUGAAUGACCAAUAAGAUGAGAAUUCACCACUGAAAAGCUAACAUUUCACCAAACAGGAUAUUUGGCUUCAAAUGUUUUCAAUGUCAUUGCUUGACUACAUUUAAAUCUUGUUAUAUUUAGUGAAGGAUAGAAAAAAAGUACCUCAAAUUUGGCAAAAGGCAAAAUGAUGAUUGCUUGGUUAUUUAUUAUUAUUUCAUAUGAAAAGUUUUCUUUUUUGUUUUUGUUUUGUUUUGCUUUUUGUUUGAAGACAGGUCCCACUCUGCUGCCCAGGCUGGAGUGCCGUGUGUGAACUUUGCUCACUGCAGCUUCAACCUCCCGGGCUCAAGUGAUCCUCCUGCCCUGGGCUCCCAAGUAGCUAGGACUACAGGGUAUGCCACCAUGCCCAGAUAAUUGUUGUUUCUCUUUUUUUUGGCAGAGUCAGCAUUUUUCUGUGUUGUCCAUGUUUGCCAUGUUGUCUUGAACUCCUGGGCUCAAGUGAUCCAACCACCUCCCAAAGUGCUGGGAUUACAGGUGUGAGCCACACUGCCCAGACAAGACUUUUCUCAUUAACUUAUUUGAUCCUCAGGUGGAACUUGUGGGGAUUGUAUCUUUGUGGUCACGAUAUAUUUGCAAAUGUAAAAAAGAGGCUUCUCUUUAUGACACCACUAGCCUAAAUAUAUCAUAGCUGAGAGUUGUGUUUAUCUUACCUGCAGCUGCCCAGCAGAAGCUGUUAUGUGAACAGAAACAUCAAAGGAUAUAAAACACAAAGCUAAUAGUGUUGAAAAACUUGGAAAGGUCUUAUUUACCGACUCUUUUAGCAUCAGGACCUAACUAAAAAUGUUUUCCUGACUGAUAAACGAUACAAUUCGGCUUAACAAACUGCCUACAGAUCUGGGGCCUCAUUCUGUCCUUCCACGUAUGCAGAAUUUGGACCUUUCAUCAGCACAGCCAUUGUGAGCUCUCUCUACAACUUUACAUGAAGUUUUCACCUCAGCAGCCUUCUUGAUGUGUUUCUUUUAGUGACAUGCGGUCCCAUCAGUUAUCAGUGAUCAACUCAGCUUGUUUUUCAGUGCUCUGGUGCUCAUUGUUUUAAUUCUUUGACACCAAGAAUUCGCAACUUAUAAAGGUUCUCUUGUUCACAUAAGAUUAGAAGUUAAGCCAGGGCGAGACACACUUGUAGUCAGUCCCAGCUACUCCAGAGACUGAAAUUGGAGAAUCCCUUGAGCCCAGCAGUUUGAAGCUGCAGUGAGCUAUGAUCAUGCCACUGCACCCCAGCCUGGGUAACAGAGUGAGAUCUUGUCUCUAAAAAUUUUUUUAAUAAGAUUAGAGAUUAACCUGCAGAAAUGGAUACAUUAUUACCAAUAACUUACGGCUGGCAGAGAAGCAAGUAGUUUUGAUUUAAGUAGAAGAUAAAAAAGUAGAAAGUAAAAUGCAUUUAUAUAUAGUUUAGUAAUCUUAAUUUUGAUAUUUGUUUCUGGAAUAACUAUAUGUAAGUCCCUAUUCAAAUUCUUUUUAGAACCAGCUAUUUUGUCUUUCUGCUUUGUCUGUAAUAAUUACUAUAGUACAGUCUUCCCCUUAUCCAUGGGGAUAAUUUCCAAGACCCCCCCAGUUCAGUGGAUGCCUGAAACCAUGGAUACUAUGGAACCAUGCAUGUACUGUUUUUCCUAUACAUACAUACUUAUGAUAAAGUUUAAUUCAUUAAUUAGGCACAACAAGAGAUUAAUAAUAAAAUAGAACCAUUACAACAAUGCACUGUAAUAAAAUCUACGUGAAUGUGUGUUCUGUCUCUCUCAAAAUACCUUAUUGUUCUGCACUUCAGGUAACUGAUAAGGGGAGACUACUGAAAUAAUAAAUACUAAUAUAUCAAUAACGAGUGCUUUGACACAUGCUUAAUAAUACCUUUGAAUAUCUUGUUCUUAUGCUUCCAAUUGGCAGACGUACUGUACUAGAGACAGUUCCUUUGAUUAUAUCCAAAUAAUGGAUAUUUCAAGGGUGCUGAUUCUAGCAAUGAGACUCAGUAAGGCCAGCUUGGCACUCCCUGCUGGCUCUGCUGCUGAGUAGAUCCUGCAGUUAGAGAAGCCAAGGGCAGAUAUUUGGUUUCAGAAUACAUGCUUCCUCAUGUUAUUCUGGUCUACAGCUCUACAUGGUGACUGUCCCAAAAGCAUUGGCUAUUUUUUGGAAAUACGUUCUUUGCAUUCAGUACUUGUUACUUAAGAGGUGUUCAUAGUAUAUGAAUUGUCUUUAGUUUGACUCUCACUUUGCUUAAUUUGUGAUUAUUAACAGAGAAAAAAAUAGUCAUGUAAUCCACUACCAUAAGACCAAGAUGUAUCCUUCGCUCAUUAAAAUCACAAAAUAAUCCUUCAUCUCUGAUUAAAUGAACUAUGGUCAUCAAUUUAACUAACCUUCAAAAACCUGUUAACACAGAAUCUAGAUGUUGUAACUACACUGCCUUAUACAGUUUCCACUCAGUAAAAUGUGCACGUUCUUUCAGAGAGCAGUAUACAAAACUCUCUUUCUAAUACUUCAUCCUGCAAUCCCACAAAACUGCAAUUGCAAAUAUUCCCCAAGGAUGCCAUGCCUGUGCUAUUCAUGCCCUGGCCUUGAGCAAGCAUCAAAGAACAGUGUGGAAACACCUCAUGCAAAUGAUUACUCUCAUCAUUCACCUUUCCCACCGUAGGUCCCUGAUUUGCUAUUUUAAGUCACAGGAAAGGAAGCAUAACGCAGGUGGUGGUUGAUCUCCUCCUCUUCCUGGAGGAUAGCAGGGAAUUGAGUCCAGAGGGAGUUAUUAAAGAUAUUAAUGCAUAGCAUCAUGUUCUGGACAGUGGAUUCGGGACAGUGAAGGAUCUGGUUUGGGUCAUUUGUACUGAACUUGUGGCAAUGGUCACGAGACUGUGAUCUAUUGGGAAGAACAUGAUUGAAAAGGUUCUCAUUGGGAAAGAUGCAACAUUUACUACAGGAUAAAAAUCCUUGUGUAUAUCCCUGGACUAGAGAUGAGCAUUUUUACUUUAGGCCUCAGUUAAGUCCAUGGGAACAUCGUCUUUUCAGCAAAGCAAUCAAAUAAGUCAGCCAAGCACCAAGGAGCUCUGAUGGAAUUGCUUGCAUUAGAAGAAUGUUUUUGGAGUUCUGCAGGUCGACCACAUCAUAGUCAGAUACCACUGUCUGCAUUUCAGCAAAGAUUCAGGACAAACAUACAUUGCAUUUGUGUGUAUCUGAGUGUGCACAUCCAUGCACACAGAUAUGAAGCUGUCUCUACAUGAACUUUGUUUCCUCGAAUAUCAAGGGCUACAUUAUUUCUGUAUUCAUUGCAUAAAUAGGAGAUUUGGAUCUUGUCAUAACUAACUGGAAUACUUCUCUUUUAAGACACUGACCAGAGUUGUAAGCUUUCGAACUUGAAGAAUCACAGUGUUAUGGAAUAAAUUGUUUCCCUCCUGAAUUCCUAACCCUCCAGACCUCAGAAUGUGACUGUACUUGGAGACAGGGUCUCUAAUGGGGCAAUUAAGUUAAAAUAAGGCCCUAGGAGGGUCCUAAUUCAAUCUUACUGAUGUCCUUAGAAAGAGGGGGAGUUUGGAUAUACAAGUUGACACGAGGAGCCACAAACAUAUGAGGACACAAUGAGAAAGUAGCCAUCUUCAAGCCAAGGAGAGAGGCCUCAGAAGAAACCAACCCCGCCAGCACCUUGAUCUUGGACUUCCAGCCUCCAGUACAGUGAGAAAAUUAACUUCUGUUGUUUAAGCCACUCAGUCUGUGGUGCUCUGCUAAGGACACCUGACCAAACUAAUUCACACAGUUUUCAUCACACUUUGCCAUACACAAACGCAACACAAAGAAUGAAAAAUAAAAAGUUAAUUUUUGUGACCUGUAGAUGGGAGUGGACAGAAAGAGAUGUAAGUUACCUCCUGUGUACUUAUGCUAUGAUCUUCAAAAUGGUAAUCAGCUCACUCCUGUGAGCAGAUCCACUGAGCCUUCAGUUAAUGAAAGAGGCCUUCAAAUUCUCCAUAUUCUACCAGAGCUCAUGCAGCUUACUGUCAACUAAUUAUAGACAAUUACUCCUCCACUGAUUAUCCGGGGCAAAUUUUAUUUUUAAAUUUCCUAUGUAUUUUACAUAUUCUUGUUGGUGAUUUUAUUUUGGACUAAGUCGUAUUUUAAUAGCUCUAGGCAAAUAGUCAUUAAAUUAGAAGCUGUUGUUUGCUAAAUGCAUGCCAUUCUUUGUCAAAGAGGAGCUCUCAUAUCACAAGGGUGACUAAAUACUGUAGUUAAAAAUAAAAAGCUAUUUGAGGCUUAGUUUAGGUAAAUUUACAAUGUCUCCCUUCAUAGAGUACAUAGCAUGUAAAAUUUAAAGGUUUUUAUUGAUACUGAAAAUCUCGGGUUUGCAUAAACCAAAAACCUAGACAGCAAGUCACUCUUGUAUUUGCGGUAUUUGGACACUCAAAGUACAUAAAAAAUGCAAAGUUUAGAACAAAAUAUACCUACAAAAACUGACUGAACCACUUCAGGAUUUUCUGUGCAACUAUUUCCUUCCGCCUUUUCCAUCGCUGCUCCUUGGACCACCAGUAUUCUAAAAGCUGUUGCUUUGCACUGAAGAUACCAUACCGGCAUGCAUUCUCUUUCAUUAUCUUUGCUUUUUAUUUCUUUCUUCCUUUUUUUUAAAGACAAAGUCUCACUGUGUGGCCCAGGCUGGGAUGCACUGGCUAUUCACACACAUGAUGAGAGCGUGCUAGAGCUUAUAACUCCUGGGCUCAAAUGAUCCCCCUGCCUCAGCCUCCCCAGUGCAUACAGGUAUACACCACUAUGCCCAGCGUGGCAUGCAUUUUUUUCUAAAAUAAGUUGCAGUAUGAAAACACAAGUAUAUUUAUUUGUUAUUAGUUUGUCAAUCCAUCUUUUCUUUUUUUUUUUUUUUGAGACAAGAUCUCACUCUGUUGCCCAGGCUGGGCUGCAGUGGCACAAUCUCCACUCACUGCAACCUCUGCCUACUGGGUUCAAGCAGCUCUCCCACCUCAGCCUCCCAAGUCGUUGGGACUACAGUCACACACCACCAUGCCUGGCUAAUUUUUGUAUGUUUUGUAGAGAUGGGGUUUCACAACGUCAGGCAGGCUAGUCUCAAACUCCUGACUUCAAGUCAUCCUCCCACCUUGGCCUCCCAAAGUGCUGGGAUUACAGAUAUGAGCUACUGUGCGCAGCCAAGUUUUUCUAUCCAUCUUUUCUAAGAGUCCUCCACCACUCUUAAAAAUAAAAAUCCCUAUUACUACUCACCUAAGGGUUUUCUAUUUCAAGAAGCAGCUGAGUUUCAGGCCAACAUCUCAAAUUUGGAGUGUCUGUGUCUUUUUUGAUUUAGAGUUUGAUUUGAAAACACCAUUCAUUUGCUGUGUCCAGGAGACCCGAUUUUUUAUUUGGGCUCCACCUUGGUUUCAUCUGCACCCCAGUUUCAGCCAUCUGAGAUUAGACUGAGUACUCCAUAUGGACCAUGAUGAAAUCGUGCUGAAAAUACCGACAUAUAAUGAGUAGCUGAAUUAGUCCUCAAUAUUCUGCCCCACCAACUGUGAUCUAUAUGACCUGGGCGGCCAAACCCACUGCUUUGCUCAAGGAUAUACCAUAGAAACUUGGUUUCUGAGAAGCUCAAUUGCUGAGAAAUUGCCAAAAGAAAUUAAUUAUAAGCAAUGCAUUGCUGUAGCAAGAGGCAUUUCCUUUUGGUUUUAAUAGCUUCUAGGAAAACUUGACUUUUUCCUAGAAGUCAAGGAAAAAGACUUUUUCCCAAGUUGAAAAAGACUUUUGCAAGAAAAUAGUCACAGUAUUUUAACUUAAAACAAUACAUAUUUAGACAAAACUAUAACCAAAUAGGUAAAGAAAUGCCUGAGUGAAAAAAAUGAAAGUAUUGAGUAGUGUAAUUAUCACUUAAAAGAAUAUUUGUUUUAUUUUUGAAAAAAUAAAUUAUUUUCAGCAAUCGGUUUAUCUUACAGUUUUACUCAGGAAUUCAGUGUCUUCUAAACAGAAAUGAAGAAUGUAUAAAAAUGAGCAUAUGCACUCUUGAGUUUUUUCUGUGCAGGUAGUUGCAGUUUAGUACAUGUGUGAAUGACGAAUACUUGGUAGUGGAGUGAUCGUAUUCCACAUGAAUUGAAAAGAGAAGAGAGACUUCAAAACCCAGAGUACAGUCUUGUCUUGUCUUUUCUUUUCUUUUUUUUUUUUUUUUUUUGAGACAGAGUUUUGCUGUUGUUACCCAGACUGGAGUGCAAUGGCACGAUCUCGGCUCACUGCAACCUCUGCCUUCUGGGUUCAAGCCAUUCUCCUGCCUCAGCCUCCCGAGUAGCUGGGACUACAGGUGCGCACCACCAUGCCCAGCUAAUUUUUGUAUUUGUAGUAGAGACGGGCUUUCACCUUGUUGACCAGGAUGGUCUCGAUCUCUUGACCUUGUGAUCCACCCGCCUCAGCCUCCCAAAGUGCUGGGAUUAUAGGUGUAAGCCACCGCGCCCGGCCCAUCUUGUCUUUUCUAACCAGCCUCGCGAGGUGCAGAAAGACUGCUUGUUUGCACAAAGUGAAGAUUCCUUCCUCCACUGACUGCAUGCAUCUCCCCCCUACACCGCCCCCCCCGCCAUGGUUGCUGCCCCCACCUUGAGUUCAGCACAUUUGCUCACUCAUCAGCAUUCGUUUAUUAAGCCGCGUCUUCAUGCCCAUGCUCGGAAACUGGGGCUGCACAAGCACCAAGGUCGGCAUCACUGCCUUCAGGAGCUUCUGUUCUGACAGAACAAGACACUUAUAUAGAAUGCCUGAAUCAGUGGGGAAAGUGCUCGCAGAGAAAUAGAGCAGAAGCAGGAAAAGGGUGAGUUAGACAAUUCCAAGUAACAGCAUCAGGGAAAAUGCCUCUGAGGUAAAGCUUAAGGACGGAUGGAAGGCCUCAGCCAAGUUCUUCUGAAGAGAUGGAAACUGGCAGUCACAGUGGCCCAUGCCUGUAACCCCAGCACUUUAGGAGGCUAAGGCAGGCGGAUCAUGAGGUCAAAAGUUCGAGACCAACAUAAUGAAACCCUGUCUCCAUUAAAAUACAAAAAAUCAGCCAGGCGUGGUGGCAGGUGCCUGUAAUCCCGGGAGGCAGAGGUUGCAGUGAGACUCCAUGUCAGAAAAAAGAGAGACAUAGAAACUAUGCUAGGCAGAGGAACUGGCAGAGAUAAAAGCAGCAUAGCCGGCAGGAGCCUGGCGUGUCUGAGGGUCAAGGAGGCCCAUGAGGCUGAAGUGAAGGGAGGAGUGGGAGAGGUGGUGGGAAGUGGGAUCAGAGAGGUGAUGGGUGUGGAGGGUGAUGGGUAUGCAGACGGUGUGUACCUCAUGGACUAUCGAAACAGAGUCAGGGAAGUGUUUUGAAGCAAAAUGGUUGUGAUUCUAAUACAAACGAUCUAGCUGAGACAGGGUGACUCGUUGUAAAAAUGAUUGUAAUCUGGAUAUCUUUAAAAGUAGAGUCAAAAAGAUUUGCAGACAGAUUCUACGUGAGGAACAGAGAAUGUGGAAAUUAGAGAGGUCAGUGUUUGAGAACAAGGGCUCCCCUGAUUAGGCCCAAACUUGACUUGGCUCCCUGGCUUUAGUCGCUUGCUUUUAGUCGGUGGCUUGCUUCUAGUUUAUUUUAAGAUUUACAAAGCUAAAAGUCACGCAGCUAAGCGAUACAUAAUAAAACUUCCACCAGUUUCCUUACAGAUACCAUCUCUCACAUACAGGUCACUGCAGCAACCAUUGCUUAAGUUCUUUCUCAGGAACUGGGGGUCAACUCUUGUCCAGUUCAAGCUAGCUGAAACCACUAUCUCUCCCAAUGGGCCUGCAUGAAUGCCCAAGGGGUGACCUUUUCAUGUCACAGUGCCCAAACUCCACCCUCAGAUCGUGUUAACAACACCAUUUUGUGAAUGUGUGUGCUAUGAGGAGCUAUGAAGUUGGACUAUAUUUGAGCAGCUUACCGAUUACCUCAUUUUUUUCCUGCCCCAAUCACAUUUUCCCACACCUUGGACCACCUUACUCCUCAAUCUCAUAAAUAUCCCUAAAAUCCCACUUUCAGGGAGACUGAUUUGAGACCUGUUCUCCUGCUUUCUCAGUUGACUGCCUCAUAAAUGAACUCAUUCUCUGCUGCAAAGCUCACAGUUUCAGUGAUUGGCAUACUGUGCCACUGGCAGAACAGGCCUGGUUGGGAGCCACCUGGACUCCGAGCUUCUAGACUAAGCAACUGGAAUAAAAGAGUUGUCAUCACCUGAGAAGAGGAGGCUGCAGCUGGAGAAGGUCGGGUGUGGAGCAGGAUUCAUUUCCUAAAGUGAUGCAUUGGACCUUUGCAUCAGCUGUCUGUCCGUAUUAGGCAGGUCGGGAUAUCAUAACAAAUACCACAAACUGGGUAGCAGCAAACAGCAGAAAUGUGUUCUCACAGUUCUGGAGGCUGGAAGUUGAGGAUCAAGGUUCCCUCAGGGUUGGUUUCUGAUGAGGCUUCUCUUCCAACUGCAGCCAUCUGCCUGCAUGCUGUGUCCUCAUCUGGCCUUUCGUCUGUGCACUUGUGGAGAGAGAGAGAGUCGGAUAGGUUGAGAGGGAAGACAGCUAGUAUUUCUUCCUCUUUUUAUAAGGAUUUCAAUCUUAUGGCAUUAGGCUGCCACUUUUAUAAACUCAUUUACUCAUAAUUAUCUCCUUAAGGGCCCUAUUUCCAAAUAUAGUCACAUUGGGGUUAUGGUUUCAACAUAUGAAUAGGGAUGGGGCGCAAUUUGGUUCAUAACACCAUCCAAAUGAAGCCGUAGUAUAGGUAGCUACACAUAUGAAUCUAAAGUGUAGCAUAGAGGUGCUGGCCAGGAAUAGAAUUCAGAGCAUCUUCAGAAUAUGUUUCGUAUUUGGACCCAUUAGACUAGAUACUAGACAACAUCACUAAGGAAAGAAUAUUACUUAGGAGUUAAUAUAAUUUGGAUAUUUGUCCUGUUCAAAUCUCAUGUUGAAAUGUGACUCCCAGUGUUGGAAGUAGGGCCAAGUGAGAGGUGUCUGGGUCAGGGGGCAGAGCCCUGUGAAUGGCCUGGUGCCCUCCUUGCGGUAAUGAUUGUAUUCCUUUUCUAUUAGUUCACAAGCAAGGUAGCUGGUUUAAAGAGACUGGCACCUGUCUCUUGCUCACUGUCUCUCACCAUGUAACACACAAAGGCUCCCCCUUUGCCUUCUGCCAUAAUUGUAAGCUUCCUGGGGCCUCACCAGAGGCAGAUGCUGGCACCACACUUCCUAUAUAGGCUGCAGAACAAUAAUCCAAAUAAACCUCUUUUCUUGAUAAAUUACCCAGCCUCAAAUAUUCCUUUAAAGCAAUGUAAAUAGAACUGGUACUUGUGCGUGAUUCUUGCUUCACAACUCAAUAGCCGUGUGAACUUGAGCAAGUCCCUUACCCAUUCAAAGUGACCUCAUCUGUGACGUGGAGUUAAUAACAGUUAUUUGUGCAGUUACAUUAGGAGCAACUUGAAUCAUUCAGGAAAGACUCAAAGAUUACAUAAAAUUAUUGUUGUUGCAAAAUGACAUAUUUGUUUGUAGCCGGAAGGCUGUCAGUCACAUAAUUUAAUACUGACUUUCCAUGACUAUACAUACCAAUUAACAGACUAGAUGCAGAAUUCUUCAUUCAUUGACUUGUAAUAAUAAUGAAUAAUAAUAAUAUUUAUUAGAUGCUGUCAGCAUGCCAGGUAUCAAGUCAUAUAUUAGGACGACAGGGAACAUAAUAGUUAUUUAGACAGACACAAACUUUACCCUCACAGAGCUUAAGAAUUAGGAUCACAUUUUGCAAACCUUUUAAUGUACAAAUGCAAAAACUGAAGCCAAGUAAUUUUAACAGGUUUCACUAGUGCUCUGACUACUAGAACAAGUUAGUGCAAUGCACAAACCCCGACCUGACUGAUUGCAGGGGCCAAAUUCUUAGGAAUUGUGCCAGUCCAGGAUCUUUUUACUACACAAAGGUAAGCGUAAAUUUGCUAUGGUGCAACUAGAGUCCGUUUCUAGAAAAAUAAAAAAUAUCACAAUGAGAAAACAUGAGAGGAACAACACACUGGGGCCUGUUGGGGGAAGGCAGCUGGUAGGAGAGCAUCAGGAAAAACAGCUGGUGGAUGCUGGGCUUAAUACCUGGGUGAUGGGUUGACAGGUGCAGCAAACCACCAUGGAACACAUUUACCUGUGUAACAAACCACCGCAUCCCACCCAUGUAUGCUACCACGUAAAAUAAAUAGAUAUCACUCAUAAGGGUUAAACAGAACAAUGCACCUAGAAAGCCCAGCCCCACAGCGUGCCACAUGAUGGUGGGCCUGUGUGAGUGAAGGAAAAUUAGAUAGAUAGAUAGAUAGAUAGAUAGAUAGAUAGAUAGAUAGAUAGAUAGAUACAUACAUACAUACAUGCAUAGAUACAUAGAUAGAUACAUAGAUAGAUAGAUAGAUAGAUAGAUAGAUAGAUAGAUAGAUACAUAGAUAGAGUGAACUAGUAUUUUCCCAUACUUUACAUAAAAAUGUAUAACAGGCAAAGACAUCAAAGAAUAACUACAGACAAUAUACUUUAUAAAGAUAAUUACAAAAAUCCUCUGCAAAAUGCUAGCAAAAAAAAAGAACCUAGCAAGAAACCAAAUUCAAUAUAAAUCAUAAAGGUUUAUAUACCAGGAUCAAGUGAGAUUUAUUCCAUGAAUAAAAGGGUAGUGGAAUUCCAUGAAUAAAAAGGUAUUUUCAAUAUAUGAAAAUAAAAUUAUGUAAUACAAGAAGGGAACUUCCUCAACAUGAUAAAGGCCACAGAUUAAAAAUCCACAGCUAGCCGGGCACAGUGGCUCACGCCUGUAAUCCCAGCACUUUGGGAGGCCGAGGCAGGUGGAUCACGAGGUCAAGAGAUCGACACCAUCCUGGUCAACAUGGUGAAACCCCGUCUCUACUAAAAAUACAAAAAUUAGCUGGGCACGGUGGCGUGUGCCUGUAAUCCGAGCUACUCAGGAGGCUGAGGCAGGAGCAUUGCCUGAACCCAGGAGGCGGAGGUUGCGGUGAGCCGAGAUCGCGCCAUUGCACUCCAGACUGGGUAACAAGAGCAAAACUCCAUCUCAAAAAAAAAAAAAUCCACAGCUAAUGUUACAUUCAAUUAUGAAAGGCUAACUGCCUACCCUCACAGCAUCAGGAACAGGACAAGGAUGCUUCCUUUCACCACUUCUAUUCAACAUCGUACUGGAAGCUCCAGACAAAGCAAUUAGGCAACCUAAGUCAAUAAAAGGCUUCCUAACUGGAAAGAGACAAAUAACACUAUUUUUAUUAGUCUGUAACAUGAUCUUAAAUAUAAAAAAUCCUAAAGGAGCCACACGUAACACAAAAACUGAGUCAAUAAACUAAUGCACAAAAGAACCCAAUGGCUAUUUUUUACAAAAAUUAAAAAAAAAUUACCAGAUUCAUAAUGAAAUAUAAGUUACCUGGACUAGCCAAAACAAUCUUGAAACAGAAAAAGAGGAAGUUGGAGGACACAUACUUCCUGAUUUCAAAACUUAGUACAAAGCUACAAUAAUUAAAAGUUUGAUACUGACAUAAGAAUAGACAGAAAUAAGCCCAUAUAUCUAUGGGCUUAUGUCAAUUGACUUUUGACAAGGGUGUCAAUAGAGAAACUAUAAUCCUUUCAACUGUAUAUCCAGUUCAACUCAACUGGAUAGACACCUGCUAAAGAAUGAAGUUGGACCCUACCUUGCAGCAUAUGCAAAAAGUAACUCAAAAUAUAUCAAAAGCUUAAAAGAAAGAGCAAAAAAUGAUAAUGCUCUUAAAAGUACAUUUUCAUGACCUUGGAAGUGUCACUGGUUUGUUAAAUAUGACAUAAAACCAAAAAAUACCAACAACAAAAUAGAUAAAUUAGACUUCCUCAAAAUUAGAAACUUUUGUUCAUCAAAAAGAAAUUGUCAAAAAACUUAAAAGACAAUACACAGAAUGAGAGAAAAUAUUUGCAAAUCCUAUAUCUCAUAAAGGUGUAGUUUUCAGAGUGUAUAAAGAACACUUACAAAAAGACAAUCCAAUCAAAAAAAUGGGCAAAAGACUUGAAUGGAUAUUUUUCCAAAGCAGACAAGUAAGUGGACAACAAGGAAUUAAAAUGCACAACACUAUUAGCUACUAGGGACACACCAAUCAAAACCACAAUGAGAUGCCACUUUGCAUCCACUAUCAUGGCCAUAAAAGGGAAACACAGAUUUUAAAAAGUGGAAAAUAGAGGCUGAGGCAGGAGAAUUGCCUGAACCCAGGAGGCGGAGGUUGCGGUGAGCCGAGAUUGCGCCAUUGCACUCCAGCCUGGGUAACAAGAGCGAAACUCCGUCUCAAAAAAAAAAAAAAAAAAAAAAAAAAAAAAGUGGAAAAUAACAAGUGCUGGUGAUGCCGUGGAGAAACUGGAACACAAAUUGCUUGUAGGAAUGUAAAAAUGGUUUAAUUGUUGCAGAAAAGCUUGCUGGUUCCAUAAGAAGUUGUUUGUAGAAUUUCUAUAAGAUCCAGCAAUUCCGCUCCCAGGUAUACCCAAUAUAAUUAAAAACAGAGUUCAAACAAAAACUUGUAUAUGAAUGUUCAUAGCAGCUCUAUUCACAAUAACCAAAAGGUAGAAACAAGUAUUCAUCAACAAACAAACCCAAAUGUGUAUGUCAACAGAUGAAUAAACAAAAGGUGGUAGAGCCAUAGAAUGAAAUAUUAUUCCUCUAUAAAAGGGAAUGAAGUACUGACACGUGCUACAACAUAGAUCUUGAAAAUAUCAUGCUAAAUGAAAGAAACCAGACACAACAUGUAUAUGUAAUAUCCAAAGUAGGAAAAUCCAUACCAACAGAAAGCAGAUCAGUGGUUUCCAGGGCUGCGGAGAGCUGGCAAAUGAAUGACUGACUGUCUGAUGGGUCCAGGUUUUCCAUUCGAGGUGAUGAAAACCUUCUGAAGCUUAAUAGAGGUGAUGGUACAGUCUUGUGAAAGAACUUAAUUCCACUGACUUCCACACUUUAAAAUAGUUACAAUGGUAAAUUUAUGUGUUAUCUGUAUUUUAACAAAAUAAAAAUAAAUUUAACCUAUUAGGAAAAACGUUAUCUCUGAUGUAUACACCAGUAAUAAAAUCAAUGUAUUUUUUUUUAAAAAAGAGUCUAUAGCAGCAUAUGCCAAAAUUAAUAGAAUGAACAAGUAUCUGACUACCUCCCCCACUGCAUGAUAGAGAGACUUAAUCCUUACACUCUCUAAGCAGUUUGGCAGUAUACAAGCCUAAAAUAACAUUCUAGUCAAAAAAAGAAACCAUUCUCUGUGUGUAUUACGAUAAAAUUAUAAUUACCCAAUAGGGAAAGAAAUCCCAAAAGCUUUUUCCCUCUGCUUUGACUCCCUCCCCUGAUAUAUACCAUCACCCUCAGGCUCCCUCCUUAAGGCUCCAGGGGUUACAAUCAAUGUCUUAUAAUUCUAAGGACUUUAUGUAAGACUUCGCCCUUUGGAAUCAGCGUAUAAUUUCAUUCUGGAAACACUGUGAGCCAUUCUCACUCCUUUGAUUAUCAGUUUUCUUACAAAACAUUUUCAGUGCUUUCUUCUAGUUCAAUCCCAUUGUGAUUUAAAUACUUAAGAAUGUGCCCUACAGACAUGAAUUUGAACAGAAUCUAGCGUGUUCUGCUAAGUUCCGUCUGCUACGACGGACUUAGAGAUUUCCACUGUUUGAGGUGCUUUAAAAUCCCUUGGCUAAUCUCCUAUUUUUUAAUGCCACAUGCACUGAAUUCAUGAAUGUUAUCAGUCCUUGGAAUAAAAUAUUGCCCAUUUUGCAAGGUUUCCAGCCUGCACAAAUGGAGACAUUGCUGGCUCCUCACUAGUGAGUGACGUUUUGGAGUUUGCCGUUUGUUUGUUUGUUGCUGUUGUUUGUGGGAUUUAAGUGUUGAAGGUAAACUGGGAGCUCAGAUUUCUGGUGAUUUCCAUUGAGAUUGAUGAUCACUGGUCCAUUGAAAUGAUCUGAUUUUCUCAUGUGGCCUUUGAUAUUUUAGCAGCUCGCCUAUGCUCUGGGACACAGCUUGUGGCUACAUAGUUAACUCGGGCAGAAUUUGAAGUCAAGAUGUUUCCUUAACUUUCAGAAUACUAUCUCUGUCUUAAUGGCACAGUGCUUGGAAUACGGUUGCAUUUUGAAAAGUGAGUUUUUAAUUUUGACAAUGUUGGUGAAUCUCUGUGGGUAAGCAAAACUCUUCCUUUACUGAAAAUGCUAUUUUUGUACUAAGAAUCUGAAUAUCGUGGGUAUAGCUCCAGUAUGACUAAGCAGCUCUGGGGCUUUAGAUAAGUUACUAAACAUAUCUAGAAAUAGAUCAUCACAAAGAUCUCUUUUUCCUCAAAAAUUUUACUAAACUAUUACCUCAUGAGUGACCUUGUGGUUCCUCUCUUGGCAUCAUUUACACAUUUUCCACAUGCUAUCAACUGUGAGCUAAAAGUUUUAUCUCUCCACAGAGGGGAUAUAAUACUUACACCCACGGGUCAUGAUGCAGCUGUCAGUUUAACCUGUUGUUUUUCAGCUCCUCUGCAGUGACUCUGCAUAUAGCACACCCACUUUGACUCAGUUGUACCUAACUAUCCCAAUCCCAAUCCAUCUCUCCAACAUUCACAUGAUGAAAACAUCCACGUUCUGACAGGUCUCAACAACCUCCCUGAUUUGUUUCUUUGUUGUUUUGUGACAGGGUCUUGCUCUGUUGCCCAGGUUGGAGUGCCAUGACACAAUCAUGCCUAUUACAGCCUCAAUCUCCUGGCUCAAUCCAUCCUCCGACCUCAGCCUCCCAAGUAGCUGAGACUACAGGCACACAGCCACACUCGGUCAUUUUAUUUUUUGUUCAGACAAUCUCUCACUGUGUUGCCCAAGCUGGUCUCAAACUCCUGAGCUCCAGUGAUUCCCCACCUCGGCCCCCCAAAGUGCUAGGAAUGCAGGUGUGAGCCACCACCCCCUGCCUGCCUCCCUGAUUUGGAGGAGGUUGGAAUGUAUUCUCCCGGAUGACGUCUCCCACAGUACUGAUGCUCCCCUGGCCUGCUAUAUACAGGUCAGAACUGUCUCAGUGUUCCGACACAGUAAGUCCACACUGGGACAGCUUCCACAUGUAAAUAUUAGCAAUCCUUGAAUUUUCUGAGCUCCGUUUCUAUAUAUGCACAAUGGAAAACCUACGUGUAUUUUUAAAACUGUGAAUGUGCGUGUCUGUUCAUGUCUAUGUUGUUUGAUUGACUUCCAGUUACAAGGAUAGGUAAAUUCUACUCUGAGAUUUUAAGGGGGCUGAUAGUUAAGUUCACAGCUUCUCUGUCCCCCAACUACAAUGGGGAAUUUUAACUUCAGGAUUGAUUCUUCUUUUUAAAAUACAGGCUAGAAUAAAUUAAUGUUUUUGCAAAGAAGGACCCCAGAGGUCUUCAGGGAUAUCUGAAGCACCCUGAAAUUGUCCAGUUUCUGACUUUAUGCAUUCCCCCUGCUAAAUGAUAGUUUGUUUUAUUCCACCUGUAUGAAAACAGAAGAGAGUCUGGACCCCUCUGCAUGCCUCUGGCAGUUUCAAGAGCUUUUUUCCGACAACACUGCUGAAGGUUUACACUGAGUCCUUCCACUAUGCCUUUAUGUUACUCUAGUCCUGCCUCUCCCACCCCACAGAGCCAUUCUAGCAACCUGCUUCACAAUGCACAUCCAUGAAUAUUGGUUAAGGGACCACUGCAGGUCAGACACUGGGGACUCAGAGGUAAACAAAAGAGAAAACUGUGGCUCCAAGGAAUUUACGGUCUAAUAGAACAAAACAGGCAGCAAACAAAAGAAAUAAGAGUGGUUUAUUUGUUAUAAGUUAUUACCGUACAUAAAGAAAAUUCAGGAAAGAGACAGCAGGGAGCUGUGAGGGUUUUCAAUAUUGUGUAAUUCAGUGACAGAGGGCCUCCGUUGGAAGGUGACUUUUAAAAGUGACCUGAAGAAGGUGAGAACAGGGGUGUGUGGAUAUCUUGGGGAGAAAGCACUUCGAGUGUGGCAAACUGCAAGCCUUGUACCCAGAAAAUGAGGGUGUCGAGCAACCGACUGACAUGAUCAUAUUAUGUCUUAAUGUAAUCCUCUGAUUGCUUUUGUAGGCAUGAGGGAAAAUUUCCCCUUUGUCCUCUGAAAUUUCAUGGAAAUCAGCUGUCAAAAGGCAGAUUCGUAGGAGAAAAGACUUACAAGCUUAUUUGAUCAUAGUUUUACAUGACAGAGGAGCCUUCAGAUGAGAACCCAAAGAUACAGGAGAAACUUUCCAUUUUUAUCCUUGGGUUCAAAGACAUAUGGACAGCUGUGUAGAAAUGCGAUUAAACGUGAAGGGCGUGAUCUAAUGCUGAUGGACCGAGCGGAGAAGCCCAGCAAGGCCCUUUUGUGAGAUUCUUUUUGGCCUCUCUGCGCAGUGUGCCUUCGUUCUGGGGUAUAAGGCACUUCUUUCUUGGGUAUGGAGUAAGACCUCUCUGGAAUGGAGGUCUUACGACCUACAAUCCAAUAAGAUAUGUCAGAUAAUUUAUUGACUGCUAGUUUUAGCAUAGAAAGGUAGAGGUAGAGUCACAACUUUAGGUUUUAUGUUUGCCUUUGAGGAAAAGGGCCUAUGGUUUCUAUGAGUCACCGUGGGGACGUGGGGACGAGGGAUUCUAAUUUCUGUGGCUAGCCUCAGGGUAGAAUGAGGGGCCAGGGAAGACAAAGCAGGAGAAAGAGAAACUUUUGCUCCUGAGGCCUUCAUUUUGGGUAUCAUUUUCUGAGCCCCAACACUUUUUUGAGAGUACUUGGAAGGGGAGCAAAGGAGAAGCAGGGAGAUAAGCCAGAAUAUUAGAUCAAAAUUCAGAUGAUAAGUGAUGGCAAGAUGGGCCAGAGUGGCAGUAGCAGAGGUGGUAAGAAGGGAUAAAAAACUGCAUAUAUUUAAUGGCAGCAAAAAUUUGCAGGAUUGUGGGGUUUGAGAGGGCACAAUUUCAAUGCCUGUUCAGUGGUCCAUCACAUGAAGACCACCUUCUACCUGGUUAACCCUUCAUUGCUAAACAUUUAGGUUGACUCUGGGUGUUGCUACUAUCAGUAAUAUUUCAAUUUUUUUAAAAAGUGCUAAGGAUUUUGCAUGAAUGUCCUUUUUCCCCAGAUAAUAAACACCCCCCAGUCUUUUAUUAUACAUUUCAAAGUGGCCUUGAGGAAGGUAAUACAAUGCCAUCCACAGAGGCGUUGAGUGGGUGCUUUUGAAAACAAUGGGUAUAAAAUUUACUUUUAGCCAGGCCUGGUGGCAUGUCUGUAGUCUCACCUGCUGAGGACGUUGAGGUGGGAGGAUUGCUUGAUCCCAAGAGUUUGAGGUUAGCCUGGGCAACACAGUGAGACUGUGUCUCUAAAAGAGAAUAAGAUAAAAUGAAAUAAAAUUUACUUGUAAUGUUCGCUAACUGAUGAGAUCACUCCAUGUGAUCCCCACCACCAGCAUACGAUGAUGGAAAUAGCCAGUGUGAGUUCUCCAAAAGUCUUUGUCCUCCUGGGCUUCUCUGCACGACCCUCGCUAGAAACUGUCCUCUUUAUAGCUGUCCUGGGUUUUUACGUGGUAUCGAUCUCAGGCAAUGGCAUCAUCAUUCUGCUCUCCUGUGUGGACAUGCACCUCCACACACCUAUGUACUUCUUUCUAGCCAACCUCUCCUUCCUGGACAUUAGCUUCACCACGAGCAUUGUCCCACAGCUCCUGGCCCACCAGUGGGGACCACGGAAAGCCAUAAGCUAUGGAGGGUGUGUGGCCCAGUUCUAUAUCUCCCACUGGCUGGGGGCAACUGAGUGUGUCCUGCUAGCCACCAAGUCUUAUGACCGCUAUGCUGCCAUCUGCAGGCCACUCCAUUACACUGUCAUUAUGCACCCACAGCUUUGCCUUGGACUGGCUUUGGCCUCAUGGCUGGGGGGUCUGACCACCAGCGUGGUGGGCUCCACGCUCACCAUGCUCCUACCGCUGUGUGGGAACAAUCGCAUCGACCACUUGUUUUGUGAGAUGACCCUCAUCAUGCAACUGGCUCGCGUGGACACCAGCUUCAAUGAGGUGGAGACGCACCUGGCCAGCUUUGUCUUCGUUGUCCUGCCUCUGGUCAUCCUCGUCUCUUACGGCCACAUUGCCCGGGCCGUGUGGAAGAUCAAGUCCGCAGAAGGGCGGGGAAAGGCAUUCAACACCUGUUCUUCCCACGUGGCCGUGGUGUUCCUGUUUUACGGGGGCAUCGUGUUCAUGUAUCUCCAGCCAGCCAGGAGUACUUCCCAUGAGCAGGGCAAGUUCAUAGCUCUCUUCUACACCGUAGCUACUCCUGCGCUGAACCCACUUAUUUACACCCUGAGGAACGCCCUCCGGCACACCGUGUUAGAGAACUGCUGCGGCUCUGCAGGCCUACGGGCACUGAUUGAGAGACUCCGGCCCCUUCUGAGGAGGAACAUCAAGUUCACAUCGAGCAAACUGGCCUUGGAGGACAGGGUACUUGGGAUGUCGUUUUCUUCUAACAUUGUUUGCGUUCAAGGUAGAUGGAAAUCUGAAAGCAGUGUGCUCACACCACUUCCAGACCAAGAAAAUACAUGUAUUGUUUGUUAAUUAUCACAGUUUAAUUUGUCUUUGUUGGGUUUUGCUGUAUAUACACAUGUUGACUGUCAUCUUGUUUUGUAAACUUCAUUCGUUGUUAUACAUCUGUUCCUCAGUAUGCUAAGGGGGUGGAUUCCAGGACCCUCCAUGGAUAAUAAACUCUGAUAAUGCUGGGAGUAUGUGGGGAGACCGGAGCCCCCCGUGUCCUCCCAGUCCUCGGCCCUGCGCCUGGGGUGAGCUUGGAGGAAACGUGGCGCCACCAGAAUGCACUCUGAGGCCGUGAGGCUGUGGAGGACGAGGGAAGCUCCAGGGGCGUGGCUCGGCCACACGUUUAGGCCACGAAGCCGGCAGGUGCACGUCCUGGGCGACGCUGUCGAGUUGCGGGAGACCUGCUAGUCCUGACGGCUCAUGGUUACAAGACAUUUUCAUAUUCUAUCCAUUGUUUUGUGUGCAUUUUACUGCUCACUUCUGUAUAGAUAGUUAACAACGCUAAGCUUUUUCGAAAUGCCUAUUCCUUCUAGAUGUUCUGAAGUGCCUGAUGUAUGUUAAAAUUAGAGGUAGUAAAAUGACACUUUUUGUAAAUAACUUUUCGUUAAAAU
Messenger RNA from Callithrix jacchus (white-tufted-ear marmoset), 21901 nucleotides. It is a transcript of the gene OR2C3, whose product is annotated as olfactory receptor family 2 subfamily C member 3. Gene Ontology annotation, molecular function: olfactory receptor activity; G protein-coupled receptor activity. Gene Ontology annotation, cellular component: membrane. NCBI's taxonomy places the organism in Eukaryota, Metazoa, Chordata, Mammalia, Primates, Cebidae. Gene Ontology annotation, biological process: G protein-coupled receptor signaling pathway. The record is from RefSeq and is a predicted model, not a curated record.